AUGAGUGGCAAUGAAGGGUCAACAGCCAAGGCAGCAGCAGCAUCAGCAUUGCAACCAGAAUUGUGGACCUCAUCAGCCAAUGAAGUUCUUAAGUUAUUCGUCACCGAUCCUGAAGGGGCAAUCAAUUUUUCACCAACAUUCACAUAUCCAAUCUUUGGAGAUGCAGAAACUAUUUAUGGAUACAAAGACUUGGUUAUAUUUUUAUGUUUUGAUCAUUAUACAUUCAGACCAUUUUUGAAUAUAAAAUAUAGUGAGAAAUUGGAUGAUCUGGAGAUUGUCGAUUUGAAACAAACAGUAACUAAAUUCUUACCUGAAUCUACUAUCUUCAAGGAUGAAGAGAAAUGGGUGGAUUCAAUUAAGGAAGAGAAAGAAAAUAAUUAUCAAAUUCCAGGGGAAUUGGUAAAAGGGCCAUUUGAACACGAUGGUUCAAGUUAUGAAAUUUAUAAAAUUAACCUUAAGGAAGCAGCUGGAUUAGAAUUGCACAAAAGAUUACAAAUUUUGGUGUUAUUAUACAUUGAAGCUGGUUCAUACAUUGAUGCCUCUGAUGAAUCAUGGGAUCUUUAUGUAUUAUAUGAAAAGAAUGAACCAGAACCUUCGAUUGUUGGAUUUGCAACUGCAUACAAUUAUUGGAGAUAUCCAGGAUCUGCUAAGUUUGACGAGAAUUUGAAAGAGACAAGAAUGAAAAUUUCUCAGUUUGUGAUAUUACCAAAUCAUCAAGGUAAGGGAAUAGGUGGAGCUUUUUAUUCUCAGUUAUUCGAUAAAUGGUAUGAAGAUGAUAGUAUUUAUGAAGUUGUCAUUGAGGACCCAAAUGAAGCAUUCGAUGAUAUGAGAGAUAGAGCUGACCUUACUCGUUUGAACAAAGUUCUCGAUUUUUCCAAAGUUACCCCAAGUGUUGAUUCGAAAUGGGUCGAAGAAACGCGUCACAAGUUGAAAUUAGAGAAGCGUCAAUUUGCCAGAUUAUUGGAAAUCAUUUUAUUAUAUAAAUUGAAACAUACGAAAGAAGUAUCCAAGAAGGAUGUUCGUUUAUUCAUUAAAAGAAGAUUGUACAUUAAAAAUAAAGAUGGGUUAAGUACAUUAGAUGAAAAUACUAGAAAGGAUAAAUUGCAGACUGCAUACGAAUCCCUUGAAGAAGAUUAUUAUAGAAUAUUAGGAGAUAUCAGACUAUCAGUAAAGAGAUCUGGAUCAGAAGAAGAAUCCAAUGAUGCCAAGAGGCUCAAAGUGUAA
Molecule: messenger RNA, 1224 nt
Organism: Hemisphaericaspora subhashii
Lineage: Eukaryota; Fungi; Ascomycota; Pichiomycetes; Serinales; Debaryomycetaceae
Gene: HAT1
Product: histone acetyltransferase catalytic subunit
Exons: 1
Coding region: 1-1224 (407 amino acids)
Biological process (GO): subtelomeric heterochromatin formation
Cellular component (GO): nucleus
Molecular function (GO): histone binding; histone H4 acetyltransferase activity
Source: RefSeq, a predicted model, not a curated record